AUGACUCCACAGGUGACGAAAGCCACAGUGGUGGCUUUCCACAAAGUACUGGUCCUGUUGCAGGUGAGCACCGCCGCCUCCUCCCGGGACCCAGCUCUCCGCGCCCCCCGUUCUGCCAGGGCCCGCGGCUCUCGGGGGCCCGCCCCGGCCCGCGGGAGGGGCCCGCACCCGCCGGGGUGGGAUGGGGAUGUUCCCCUGGAGAUUUGGGGGGGUUCGCAUAGCGGCUGGGGACUGGGGGUUCUCUCCAUCGCUUGUCCCUGCAACCUGUGUCUCUGUCCCCAGGCUGAAGGAGAGACCAAGGGCGAUAAGGCCAAAGUUAAGGAUGAGCCACAGCGGAGAUCAGCGCGGUUAUCUGCUAAGCCAGCUCCUCCAAAGCCAGAGCCCAAACCUAAAAAAGCAGCUCCAAAGAAGAGCGAGAAGGUGCCCAAGGGGAAGAAGGGAAAAGCUGAUGCUGGCAAGGAGGGAAACAACCCCGCAGAAAACGGAGAUGCCAAAACAGACCAGGCACAGAAAGCCGAAGGUGCUGGUGAAGCCAAGUAAAAUGUGUGAAUUUUUGAUAACUGUGUACUUCUGGUGACUGUACAGUUUGAAAUACUAUUUUUUAUCAAGUUUUAUAACAAUGCAGAAUUUUGGUUUACUUUUUUUUAAGCUAUGUUGUUAGCACACAGACUGCUUCAUUGUUGUGUUCUGGGGGGUGGGGGGCAAUGGGGACAAAUGUCACUUAGUCUAUUUCUCAAAACCUAAAUUUUAAUAAGAAAAGCUUUUGCCAGUCCCCCAGUUUUUGGAAGAAGGGAUUCCCCCAUGCUGUGCGUCAGUUCUGUCCAAGUGAACAUCAAAGCUGCCAAGGUGAUGUUCCUGCUCCAAAUCCCAGUGCCAUCAGUUCUUUGGUGUCCCCCUGUUCACCCAGAGCCCAUCACUCCAAACCACAGCAGAACUGGCAUUUUGGGACACACCACGGUCAGAUGCUCCGGAUUUCUGGUGUCCAAUCCGGGAUACGCUGGCUCAGAAAGGAGCUGCACUUCCUCUUUUCUAUUGUGGAUCCUCAGAUAAAGAAACCUGCCUUUAAAUUUUAUUUUCCUCUCAAAAGUCAGGGUGGGUUUGCGCAGUUGUCAGACAACGUGCGGAUGUGAACGUGUCCACCCUCACUCUAAACUUUGCCCUCUACAAGUGUGAGCUGAAGAUUCUUACGGUUUUUAGCAACUUCUCCAUUUCAGUAGUCCACAAAGGGAGGGGAGUUUGACAGUUGUUGUAAAAUGUUGCAGAUUGUAGCCCAUGUCCUGCCUAAAAUUACCAUGAUUGUUCAUGAAAAGUACCUUUAAUAAAGCUGGAUACGGUUUGGCUUGGA
Molecule: messenger RNA, 1345 nt
Organism: Ficedula albicollis (Collared flycatcher)
Lineage: Eukaryota; Metazoa; Chordata; Aves; Passeriformes; Muscicapidae
Gene: HMGN2
Product: high mobility group nucleosomal binding domain 2
Exons: 7
Coding region: 1-540 (179 amino acids)
Biological process (GO): chromatin organization
Cellular component (GO): nucleus; chromatin
Molecular function (GO): nucleosomal DNA binding
Source: RefSeq, a predicted model, not a curated record